UGGCACCACUGGCCAUCCACAGAUGUUCAGACGAGAUUUGUGAUUGACAUCUUUGACAGUACAUCUCCAAGAGAUAAUAUACAAGGCACAGAAGACCUGUUGAUCUUCAUGGGUACCAGACUGGACAUCAUUAUGCUCUACUGCUCUGUUGCUCUGCUCCUGCUCCUGCCCCUGCUGGCGCAGUCUCACCCUCACAUAGAUGACGAGGGCCUGCCAAUCGACUGUGAAGAUGUCUUCAAAAACGGAUCGAUUCACAGUGGCGUCUACACCAUCUACCCUGAAGGAGAGGACUCAGCUGUGGAGGUGUACUGUGAAAUGAGCUGCCCUGAGAAUGAGAACAUGGAAGAAGGCCAUUGGACAGUGAUCCUGAGGAGAAUGGAUGGGAGUGUGAAUUUUGACAGAACCUAUGCACAGUAUUCAGAGGGCUUUGGAUACAAGGAUGGAGAGUACUGGCUGGGUCUGGAGAGCAUGCACCUCCUCACAAUAAAGGGGGAUGGGAAUUGGUAUUCACUGAGAGUGGAUGUGGAGGACUUUGCUGGGUCGAAAAUCUUUGCUCUGUACCCCACCUUCCGUGUAGAAUCAGCAUCGGCUGGGUAUAGACUCCAUAUCGUUGACUUCAUUAAUGGCGGUGCAGGUGAUUCUCUGAAAGCACACAAUGGGCACAUGUUUUCCACCUUUGAUAGGGAUCAGGAUACCUAUUGGGGUCAAUGUGCAGCCGGUCACGUCAAGGGAGGAUUUUGGUUUCAUAAGUGCCUGAAUGCCAACACAAACGGCCAAUACCAAUGGCAAUAUCACAAUGGUAAAGGGACAUCUGGGGUGUAUUGGUCUACAUGGUCUUCAGCCUCACUAAAGGCCAUUACUAUGAAGAUUAAAAGAGUGCCUCGGGCUGAUGAAGCGACUGACUAGUUAAAGGCGUCUCCUCGACCAGUCUAUCGUGCCCCUGUGUUCCUAUCAUGGUUACUGUCAAAUUACACUUUAAAGCAAACUAAUCAUAGCAAUAAUCUUGAGAGCAAGUGAUCCUGAUUCAGAAUGGACCAAGACAAUUCCUCUGACAUCAGAUAAAAGAAUUCAUAUAAAGGUAUUGGGAUUGACUGAUUGAUUGGGAUUUUCAAAAUAGAAGGUUAAUAGUCAUACUUUCUUUAUACUGCCGAUAGAUGGUGUGGGAGAAAAUUGUUUUAUUCUUUUAUCAUCAUGUAUCAUGUUACUUAUGAUUUUGAAAUAUUGAGUGUGACUUGAUUGAUUGAUUGAUUGAUUGAUUGGGAUUUUCAAAAAAGAAAGUUAAUUAAUAAAGUCAUACAUUUAUUACCACUGCCAGUUAGCCUGCAAAUGCAUGUGAAUUGAGAAGGUCUGCAUGCUAAUCAGGCGAACUGCUAUAGGUGGUGGGGGAGAAAACGCUUUUAUUCCCAGUAUAGCCUACUGCUAUUUUAUGUGGUUAACUGCACCCUACCUAGCUUUGAAAUGUCAGAUUGCCUAAUAAGCAGAAGUGAACGAGGGCAUGCAGCCAAAUUUAUGACUCUAGGCAUAAGCAUGUUUAUAUCUUUAUGGGCAAAGACAUCAUACCACUUUGUAAGUCUCGCUGAGGAGUACUGACAAAAACAGAUGGUUUUAUGAGUCAUGCUUUUAUUUCCUCAUUGGCUUUUGAUUGAGAAUAGGAUGGUCUGAUUGAGAAUAGGAUGUUAUGUAGAUUAAUCAUGUAGAUUAAUCAUUGGGUGUUUCAGCUAUUGGAUUCCAAUUGUUUUACUUUCUGAAUUUGAAAUAAAUCAGCAAAAGAAAUGUUGAA
This is a messenger RNA of Sardina pilchardus (European sardine), 1780 nucleotides long. Its product is annotated as microfibril-associated glycoprotein 4-like. The transcript is spliced from 5 exons. Lineage: Eukaryota; Metazoa; Chordata; Actinopteri; Clupeiformes; Clupeidae. Bases 109 to 906 code for a protein of 265 amino acids. Gene Ontology annotation, biological process: elastic fiber assembly. The record is from RefSeq and is a predicted model, not a curated record.